Molecule: messenger RNA, 670 nt
Organism: Ahaetulla prasina
Lineage: Eukaryota; Metazoa; Chordata; Lepidosauria; Squamata; Colubridae
Gene: EIF1
Product: eukaryotic translation initiation factor 1
Exons: 4
Coding region: 157-498 (113 amino acids)
Biological process (GO): translational initiation
Cellular component (GO): eukaryotic 43S preinitiation complex
Molecular function (GO): translation initiation factor activity; RNA binding; ribosomal small subunit binding
Source: RefSeq, a predicted model, not a curated record
AACCCGCCCUUCCUGCUGCCUUUUCCUUUUUUAGGCGUCUCGGAGAGGCUGAGGAGCCACCGUCGCUGCUGUUGUUGUUGCCGCGCCCCGCCUUUUGCUGUCGCCGUUGCUGUUGUUGCUUCCGACCCGGGGAAAAGGGGAAGCGAAGCGCGUCGUAUGUCCGCUAUCCAGAACCUCCACUCCUUCGACCCCUUUGCUGAUGCAAGUAAGGGUGAUGACUUACUUCCUGCUGGGACUGAGGACUACAUCCAUAUAAGGAUCCAGCAGAGGAACGGCAGAAAAACCCUCACCACAGUCCAAGGCAUUGCCGAUGAUUAUGAUAAAAAGAAACUGGUGAAGGCCUUCAAGAAGAAAUUUGCCUGCAAUGGUACUGUGAUUGAGCAUCCAGAGUAUGGAGAAGUGAUUCAGCUUCAAGGAGACCAACGGAAGAAUAUAUGCCAAUUCCUCAUUGAGAUUGGACUGGCUAAAGACGAUCAGCUGAAAGUCCAUGGGUUUUAAGAUUUGUGGGUCACCAAAGUUUCAAGGGCGAUGACUUCCCUGCUAUGAAAGAUUCUUUGUGUCCUGCCUCAUUAGUUUUAACCAAGCCAGCUUGCAUAAUGUAAUCACAUCAGGUUCCUUUUAGUCUGGACUAGUGUAACUCGGCAAUGUAAUAAACUGACAAGAGCUCGUG